AGUUCUGAUCUCGAUUAAUUGACGAAUUAAACAAAUCAAAUUCUCAAAAUUUAUGAACUGCAUCUUCUUUUCUUCAAACUUGUAAACUGUCCCGAAUGCUGAACGCAUCAUCUCCGGCGUCUCUUCUUCUCCGACGGAAUUCCAUUUUGAGCUCCAUCCUCGACGACUGCAAGUCGAUGCGAGAUCUAAACCAGAUUCAUGGACUCGUAGUCGCCUCCGGCCUCUCCCAAGACACCCAUAUCGUCUCCAAAAUCCUCUCUUUCUCUGCGGUUUCUGACUCCGGAGACCUCUGUUACUCCUCCCGCGUCCUGUUCUCCCUCGUCUCCCCAAGAAUCUUUCACUGGAACGCAGUCAUCAGAGGGUACUCCAAGAGCAGAAACCCCAACGGGUCCGUCUCCGUUUUCAUCAGAAUGUUGAGAUCUGGAGCGUUUCCUGACUAUUUGACCUACCCAUUUCUGGCGAAGGCAUGCUCUCGCCUUCUGAAUCCGGAAUUGGGCUGCUCUGUUCAUGCGCAUAUUGUGAGGAAUGGGUUUGAGGCUGAUGGGUUUGUUUCGAAUUCUUUGAUUCAUAUGUACGCUUCAUUUGGAGAUGUUGUGCUUGCCCGGAAGGCGUUCGACGGAAUGCCUCUGAAGAAUCCGGUUUCUUGGAAUUCCAUGGUGGAUGGGUAUGCCAAAUGUGGGGAGCUGGGAUCGGCACGCCAGCUGUUUGAUUCAAUGCCGCGGAGAGAUGUCUUGUCCUGGAGCUGUUUGAUUGAUGGGUACGUCAAGAGCGGGGAUUACCGAGGUGCUAUGGCUGUUUUUGAUCAAAUGUGUGGCUCAGGCGUGAAGCCCAACGAGGUCACCAUGGUGAGUGUGUUGUGUGCUUGUUCUCACCUAGGUGCGCUUGACCGAGGAAGAGCGUUGCACCAAUAUGCGGUCGACAACAACUUGCCAUUGACAAUCAUCCUACGCACCUCCCUCGUAGACAUGUAUGCCAAAUGUGGGGCAAUCAAUGAGGCGUUCGACAUGUUUCGUCGCGUUCGGGUCGAAACCUUUGACGUACUUCUUUGGAACGCCAUGAUCCGAGGGCUCGCGACGCACGGAUUGGUCAAAGAAUCACUUGAUUUGUUCAAAGAAAUGAAAUCGAGCAAUAGAAUCAGGCCAGACGAGAUAACGUAUUUGAGCUUAUUGCAUGCUUGUGCACACGGCGGGCUAGUAAGCGAAGCUUGGCACUUCUUUGAGUGCCUCAAGGAACAAGGCAUGGUUCCCAAGAUUGAGCACUUCGCUUGUAUGGUGGACGUUAUGGCCCGUGCCGGUCAAACAACGGAAGCGUACCAUUUCCUAUGCCAAAUGCCCAUAGAGCCAACGCCUUCCAUGUUGGGGGCUCUAAUGAAUGGGUGCAUGAACCACGGGAAGCUGGAGCUCGCGGAAAUGCUCGGUAAGAGGCUCGUUGAGAUGGACCCGACCCAUGAUGGUAGGCACGUGGGCUUGGCGAAUGUUUAUGCCACCGAUCAACGGUGGGGCGAAGCCAGAAGCACGAGACAAAGGAUGGAGAGGAUGGGGGUGAGGAAGUGUCCUGGUUUUAGCUUGGUUGAGAUUGAUCAAGCUCUUCAUAGAUUCAUUGCACAUGAUAAAUCACAUCCAAGUUAUGAGGUUAUAUGUAUGAUGUUGAGUUUGCUUGGUAGCCAAAUGAGACCCCAUGAAAAUCAAGACGUUUUAUUACGACGACGACCACCUCUUCGGGAAAUCGAUCCACCCGAAAACCCUCGGCCUCAAGAAGGAAAAGCUCAGCCACUUCCGUUUCUACUGGCACGACGUCCUGAGCGGCGAAGCCCCAACCUCCGUCACGGUCAUCUCUCCGCCGAGAAACUCCACCACCGGGUUCGGCACCGCCAACAUGAUCGACAACCCGUUGACCCUCCGGGCCUCCGGCCGGAGUUGACUUCCAAGUGCGUCGGGAUGGCCCAGGGGUUCUACGCGUCGGCGUCCCAGCAGGGAUUCGAGUUCUUGAUGGUUAUGAACUUUGCCUUCAUUGAAGGGAAGUAUAACGGGAGCACCCUCGCGGUGGUCGGCCGGAACCCGGUGAUGGACAAGGUGCGGGAGAUGUCGGUGAUCGGGGGCAGUGGGCUCUUCCGGUUCGCUCGGGGUUACGUUCAGGCAAAGACCCACCGGUGGGACAUGAAAACCGGUGAUGCUACUGUCGAGUACAAUGCAUAUGUUUUCCAUUACUGAGUUUUGCUAUUUCUUCUCUCGCAAUUUAAUUUUUGUUUAUCAAAUUUGUAAGGUUUGUUCUCGAUAUACAAAAACAAGUACACCCUCCCUCCUAUAAAACCUUUUCUGUUUGAAAAAAUGUGCUUUUAAAAUAUAUACUCUCAUGUACAAUUUGAUCUGAUGACCACUCUAGAGAAGGAAGUGCUGUGCUUUUUCUCAAGCUAAUCUCGUCCAACAGCUCCAAUAAGGAUUCAAUUUUUUC
This is a messenger RNA of Cuscuta campestris, 2451 nucleotides long. NCBI's taxonomy places the organism in Eukaryota, Viridiplantae, Streptophyta, Magnoliopsida, Solanales, Convolvulaceae. The record is from the annotation of a GenBank genome assembly.